AGUGAAUGUUCACAAGAAAGAAAAGCAUGAUGUAUUUCCGUAACACAACACUGGCAUCAGGAUCAUGGAUACAUGUGAAAACAUUUGGUGAUGUAAAGGGAAAGACACGAAUGUUGAAAAGGUGUUCCUUCAGGACUAACUAAAUAAUGGUUCAUUAUUUCACACACUUCCUGCUACCUCAUCUGAAGUCCCUGAAUCUGUAUGCCACCAAUCUCUCCAAUGAUGUGGUUGAUAAUCUGUACUUCCAAAAGGUUCACUAGCUCAACUAACAGCCCAGGAGGAAAAGGCCAAAAAAACUAAGGAUUAAGAACUGUGUCAUCAAAUGAACAGAAUAAGACUAAAUCUCUGACACGAAUGAAAGUCACAUCAGAGAAUAGUGAAGGUCCUUCCAGAAGUGAGUGGCAUUUCUCUGGGGAGAGCUGUAAUAUCAAUGGAACACUGGACCAUGAAGCUACCACUCUUGGUGCUGUCUGUGUAUCUGCUGUGGUUGAAAUAUUGUCACAGUGCACCUGCUUGGAAGGACACAGCUGUUUCGGAUGGAAACCUAAGGAGUCUUCUAGAGGUGGGAGACGCAGAUGUAGAGAGAGAGGUGAAGAAGGCCUUGAUUGGCAUUAAGCGGAUGAAAAUCAUGAUGGAAAAGAGAGAGGAGGAGCAUGCCAAACUGAUGAAAACCUUGAAGAAAUGCAAAGAAGAAAAGCAGGAGGCCCUGAAACUCCUGAACGAAGUGCAAGAACAUCUGGAGGAAGAAGAAAAGUUAUGUCAGGCAUCUUCUGUGGAUUCCUGGGAUGGAUGCAGGCCGUGUCUGGAAAGUAACUGCAUGAGUUUUUAUACAGCUUGCCAAUCUGGUUGGUCCUCUGUGAAAAAUAUGAUGGAUCAGUUUCUCAGGAAGAUGUACAGAUUUCUGUUUCCUCACAGUGAAGAUGUGGAGGAUCCCCCUGCCGUCGAACAGCCGACUAAGGAAGAUUUACAAGUGAUACAAAUGGAAAACCUGUUCAGCCAGCUAGCUGUGGACGUGAAAUCUCUCUUCAACAUGAGCUUUCACAUUUUUAAACAGAUGCAGCAAGAAUUUGACCAGGCUUUUCAGUUAUACUUCACGACCAAUGUAGACUUAAUGGAGCCACACCCAGAGGCUCUAUCUAAAGAGCAAACCCAAAAGGAAAAACUAGGGCAAAGGUGGGACAUUCCCAACGUCUUCCAGCUGUUUCAUAAUUUUAGUCUCUCUGUUUAUGAGAGAGUCCGAGAAAUAAUUACAAAGGCAAUGAAUGCAAUUGAAGAUUCGUGGGAACCACACAAAGAGUUGGACCAGAGAGAUAGGACUUCAGAGAUGUUUCCUGAGCAAAACGGAGGAAUGUGUGAGAAAUUUGGCCAGAAUUUAUCUGGAUGUUUCAAAUUUCAUAAAAGAUGUCAAAAAUGUCACGAUUACCUUUCUGAAGACUGCCCUGAUGUACCUGAACUACACAUAGAGUUCCUUGAGGCCCUGAAAUUAGUCAAUGAAUCCAGUCAGCAAUAUGACCAGGUUGUCCGGAUGGUCCAGUAUCAUCUGGAAGAUACCACGUAUCUGAUGGAGAAGAUGCGAGAGCAGUUUGGAUGGGUGUCUCUACUGGCAAGCCAUAACACAGUGACUGGGGGCAUCUUUAAUUCAACAAAGGCAGUUCCAAACAUUCGUGCAGGAACGUCUUCCGGACAGGAUGGAAUUAUGCCUUCCUCUAACCUCACAGUCCAGAACCUUCCUGAAGAAAGUGCUGAGGGCGCAAGCGUCAUUGAUUAUGUGGUAGCAAAACUUCGGCAGCAUUUUAAGGGACAUUUUAAAGCUUGGUAAGAGAGUAGCUGAUUAGGAGAGCUUUGUUGACAGGGCAGGUGACUCAUAAAAAGAAAUAACUGGAAAUAAAAGAAUUGGGGAGGAGCUAUCAAAUUUGUCGAUGUUAAAAGGCUGUGUAAAAUGUUCCUGGAAGGUUACACACACACACACACACCUUUUCCUAGCAGAAGUUGGCAGAUCUCUGUGGAUGCAAGGCUAGCUUAGUCUCCAUAGCCAGUUCCAGGCCAGCCAAGGCUACAUAAUGGGACCAUAGGAAUGUGACACUUGGAGACUCUAUAUUAGCAGUGGGGAUAUAAGUUGGUUUUCCCUUUUAUUUAAUUUUCCCUCAUUUUUGAGACAGACCUUUGUUACAACAUCCAAGCCAACUGACCUCCAGGUGUGACCCACCACACCCAGCUGGUUUUGCUAAUUAAUUAUAUAGCUAGAGUCAUACAAGUCCUUUUUCACCUUUUUCUACUUCUGGAAUCAAUGUAAGGAAUCAGCUUAAAUUUGAUUGAAAGUUCCCCCUUCAAGAUUUAUAUUUGGAAAAUUACUUAAAACAGUAACAUAUUUUUUUUUAAAACAGUAACAUAUUUAAACUAGUAAUUCUGUUUCUUAGAAUACAAUCUAAAAUAUACAUAGGAAAUGUGAAUAAAAAAAAAUAAGUGAUAGCAGUAGUUUUGUUAAAAUGGCAAGAUUACAGCUAAAUUGUCUUUUACAGGCAUGGAGAUUAGGCUGGGUGUGGUUGUGCAUGCCUCUGAUCCCAGCUUUUGGGAGGCCAGCCUGGUCUACAAAGCUAUUUCCAGGACAGUCAGGGCCACAUAGAGAAACCCUGUCUCAAAAAAAAAACAACCUCCCCUCCCCCAAAAAGGUGUGGAGAAUGUGAUUUUGUUACUUUUAGAAUUAUGAGGCUGUAACUUAAAAAGAAUUAAGGUGGAUGUGUUAUUCUGUGGCUGGAUGUUCACCUAGCAUGGAUGAGGCCUGGGUUUAAUCCCCAAGCACUGCAAAAAAAUAAAUGAAUGGAUCUAAGUAUAUACAUAUAUGUAUAUACGUAUGUAUGUAGGUAUGUAUGUACGUAUGUACAUGUGUAUAUUUAGAACCCUCUUCUGGAAUGCAUCCUAGGUUCCUGAUGUUUCAUAUCAGUUUGUGAUGUGUUUAUUUUGCUAUACCACACUUGGGUUUACACACAAGCUCCACAGUUGGAGACUGUAACACAAUGUCUUAUAUAUCUUGAGUAUUGAUAACAUCAUUGUCAUAAAAAAACACCACAUGCAUUUUGUUAAAUAGGAUAAUGGGUCAUGAGUAACAGAAGUGGCCUGGACCUGCGUGUAUGCAGAGUUUAGUUUCACAGCUGAGGAAGGGACCAUCUCUUGUAUUUGUUUGGUGCUGGGGAUGGAAUAUAGGGUGUUGAGCGUGCUAAGUACAUACUUUGCCACCGAGCUGCACCAUAAAAAUUCAGGUUCAACAAAUCAUGGAAACUGUGAAGUUAAGAAUAUCCAUGUGAGUGCUGGGCAUGGUAGAGGCAGGACACUCAGGAGUCAGAGGUUAUCUUCAGCUAUAUAGAGAAUUUCAGACAGCUUGGGCUAUACGAGAUCCCAUCUCAAAAAACCAAAAGGUCUAUUCCUACCUGAAUCUAGAAAAAGGAGAGGGGGAAAGACAAGAAAGUAGUAGAGAAGAGGAAGGGGGUCCGGGAAAGAGGAGAGGAAAGGAAAGGGUAUUAGGGAGUAGAUACAGUCAAAUUAUGUUACAUAUGUAUAUGAAAAUGAAGCCUAUUAUUUUAUGAAAUUAAUAUGCACAAACAAUGUCCACAUGUGGGUCUUGUAUUACUUUGUAUAUGUGAAUUUUUAUGAAAGCUAUAAACAUUUACCAAAUUA
Molecule: messenger RNA, 3672 nt
Organism: Meriones unguiculatus (Mongolian gerbil)
Lineage: Eukaryota; Metazoa; Chordata; Mammalia; Rodentia; Muridae
Product: clusterin-like protein 1
Exons: 10
Coding region: 431-1819 (462 amino acids)
Biological process (GO): dTMP biosynthetic process
Cellular component (GO): cytosol; mitochondrion
Molecular function (GO): thymidylate synthase activity
Source: RefSeq, a predicted model, not a curated record